AUGUAUACUACAUCUAACUUGUUGAUCUUGUUUUCUUGUCUGUCAUUGGCCAUUGUGUCCUCAGCCUACCAAACAGCACCAGCCAGCUUCAAUGUGCUCUUCACAACUACCAAAGGAUCAUUCAACCUCUAUGUGAAUAGAUCAUGGGCACCUAAUGGAGCUGAUCACUUUUAUCAGUUGGUUCAAUCAGAGUACUACAAUGAGAACGCAUUCUUUAGAGUGAUUCAGUCACCUACACCAUUCGUUGCGCAAUGGGGCAUCAGCGGAUCACCAGAGAUUAGUGAGAAGUGGAACAUCACCAUACCCGACGACCCCAUCUUCCAAUCGAACUUGCCCGGCACCGUCACAUACGCCGCCGAGAUGAAUGGCACCAUGGCCUGUUGCCGCACCACUCAACUCUUUAUCAACUAUGUCAACAACUCGCGACUCGAUGCCAUGGGCUUCGUGCCAUUCGGCAUCAUCACCAAGGGAUUCAACGUCACAAUGGACUUCUACUCUGGCUAUGGUGAGGAACCUGAUCAAACAGAGAUCUACAGCGAGGGCAACCCAUACUUAGAGAAGAACUUCCCACUCUUGGACUACAUCGUCACUGCCAAUGUUGUUUAA
Molecule: messenger RNA, 606 nt
Organism: Acytostelium subglobosum LB1
Lineage: Eukaryota; Evosea; Eumycetozoa; Acytosteliales; Acytosteliaceae
Exons: 2
Coding region: 1-606 (201 amino acids)
Biological process (GO): protein peptidyl-prolyl isomerization
Molecular function (GO): peptidyl-prolyl cis-trans isomerase activity
Source: RefSeq, a predicted model, not a curated record